UCAGUUGGUGUGUGGCGGGAGGGGGGGUUGUAGUCAGAGAGAGAAAGAGCAAGGUAAUGAUUUAUGGUUUAACUCACUUGAGUCACAGCUCAGAAGUAUAAUUCAAACUUCUGAAGAACAGGUGAGGCCAGUUAUACUUUACCGGAAGACCAAGACAGAUAGGUCUGAAGAAAGACUGGCAUUGAAAGACUUGUUUUGGGAACUUUUCAGCCAUAUUUGAAUCUAUUUAGAAAAAGAAGAAAGCAUCAACAAGAGAAUAAUACUGUCUUCCUCUUUUAAGAUUUUCUUCUGAGCACACAACAGAAUGGAGGAAGCAGAAGUAUCCACAGCAACACGUACCGGUUCAGUACGGCACCAAAACGAGACCUCUGCUGACGACCAGGACAAUGCCUGGGAUGCUGGUCCGGAAUGUUCAAUCUGCUUUUGCGCAUACGACAACACCUUCAAGACACCAAAGCUUCUUGAAUGUACACACAUCUUCUGUCUGGAAUGUCUGGCUCGCUUUGUAGCUAUUUCACCGGAGCAGGCAGGCACCCAGAUCACCUGCCCCCUUUGUCGGCAGCCAACGUCCGUGCCUGAGCGUGGUACUCCAGAUCUGGCCACCAGCCAGGAAGUUUUGGGUCAACUUCCAAGCGACCAGCAACAAGUGGAGAAAGUUUUCCUAGACGGAAAGAGGCUGUGCUACUCGAACCCAAUGAUACCCAACUGCAUCUGCAUUGACAUCGGUGAGCAUAAAGCAGAAGAGAUGCCGAGGAGAGAGGAGAGAAGAGAGGGUUGUGGACACAGGCUGCUACGAUUCUUGGGUUUUCAUGGGAACUGGAAGAGGCUUAUGAUCUUCAUCAUAGUGCUCCUUGUGGUCUGCUUCGUUAUACUGUGGCCCCUCCAGUGCUUUAUCAUCUCAGGCUCCAUGUCCGAAUGCUUCCGGGAAACACCACAGAUUCCAACUACUUUUGCCACUCCCAGAACUACAGUGGGAUCAUAAGACACAGAGGUGCACACAAGAACUUUGAAUUCAAACCCGAAAACAGUUUGAAUUUCAUGACAUUCAGAUAGUAUUGGUUUCAGUCUAAAACAUGACUGAUGGGCUGAUACAAACACAUCAUUUACAGCUUCAUAUAGUCCUUAAAACUGUAUUGGUUAAAGUUAUAUUUUCUUUUUAAACUGAAUAUUUCUUGCUUGAAAUAUCAUUAUUAUAUCACAUAGCUCCCUAAAUGCCACUGUAAAUAUUUGAUAUUAUUUUCUGUGUUUAAAAUAAACACUGAGGUAAAACAGUUUUUUAUGAUUUAUACAUUUUUAAUGCUGCAUGCACCCUUUAAAAGCUUUUCUGUAAAAGAAUUCGCCUGUAAUUUUUUCUCUUAUUUGCAAAAUUGUUAUUAUUUUAAAUUAUUUUAAAUGACUUGUUAAAAUGGUUGUAUUAAGAAUCUUCCAAUAAUCUUUUGUAAAAUAUAAAACAGUUUUAAUGGAAUGUAUCUAACAACUAAAUGAACAUAUUUAUUGCAAAUUAAAUAUUGCCUAUUUAUUUUUCCUUAGUCUUUGAUAUACUUCUCUUUUUUUUUAACUGGAAAUAUAUUUACAGUAAUACUUCAUGACACUAUAUGACCCUGUCAGACUUUUAUUACCAUAGAUAAGUGAAGAUUGAUCCUAAAAACUUGUUUUCACAGCGUUACUUCCUUUAAACCAUAAAAGCGAAGGAUCUUCCGUCCAGCACACUGUUCAAUGCUUUAACCCUUUAUUGAAUAGCAGCAUAGGU
Messenger RNA from Megalobrama amblycephala (Wuchang bream), 1750 nucleotides. RefSeq names its product RING finger protein 223. The record is from RefSeq and is a predicted model, not a curated record. The coding region runs from base 305 to 982 and encodes 225 amino acids. The transcript has 2 exons. Gene Ontology annotation, biological process: protein ubiquitination. NCBI's taxonomy places the organism in Eukaryota, Metazoa, Chordata, Actinopteri, Cypriniformes, Xenocyprididae. Gene Ontology annotation, molecular function: ubiquitin protein ligase activity.